UCCAGAAUCUUACCUUUGGUCUUCUCCCCAGUUGGGUUUUCGUUAUUUUCUAGGAUCUCAAAGUAUUUUGUAUCAAAAUCUAAUCUUUGCUGUUUUCUAUUUUAGGAACUCUUGUGGGAUUUUUCUCGUACAAUUGAACAUAUGAGCUACCAUUUCUGUCCUAUUCCGAGGACCAAAAGUUCCCCCUUUUUUACACAAAUUUUCUUUUCUAAGAUUUUUUUAUCGUUCGUAGAAAAACUUUGUUUUUUUUCCCUUGUUCUUUUUGUUAGUUAGUACAUGGGUUAGCUUUCUUCUCAUCUCUGUGGAGUUCUCCAGAUAUUGAGUUUUUUGAUGUGGGCUUAAUCUAAAAGGUGAAAAAACGAUUCUUUUUAUGGAAUUGGAUCAGCUUUUUGUACCAAUUAUCAUAUUAAAAAUCUUCCUCUUUGUCAUCUAUGGGUAGCCAUGAUUUCUCCUCAGUCUUUGUCUCUCAUGCCUUGCACAUCUCCAAUAUAUUCCUCUCUCUCUCUCUCUCUCUCUCUCUCUCUCUCUGCAUGUAUACUGUUUACUUUUUGCCCCACUAGUCAUCUCAAUGUCAUCAAAGUAUGUUUGAUGGGUACCAAAUAAAUUUCUACCUUGUCUUCUAAAGCUCUUCUUCUCCUUUUGGUAGCUUGGAUUUCAAGCUAAUAAGUGAUUUCUUCUUCUCUCUCCUUGGACAAUUUUGAUCGCAAUUGAAUAGAAAGGAGGAGAAAUUGGGGGGAAUGGAGGGAGAUACAUUCUCAGGAUUACGCAAUGGAACCCAAGUGGACACCAAAGUUCUUCAAAGCUUUCAGAAGAACUUUGUGCAAGUUCAAACCAUUCUUGAUCAAAACAGGCUGUUGAUCAAUGAGAUAAAUCAAAAUCAUGAGUCUAAAAUCCCUGACAAUCUCAGUAGAAAUGUAGGACUCAUCAGGGAGCUCAACAGCAACAUUCGAAGGGUCGUCGAUCUGUAUGGAGACCUCUCAAGCUCAUUCUCUAAAUCCAUGGAGGCUUCCUCUGAUGGAGAUUCUUCUUUGAGGUCAGAUGGUAAAGCUGGCAUGAAGAGAUUCAGGUCUUGAUUUUUAAAAUUAAUCUGUUUUCUUUUGUUGUUGUUGUUGUAAUCUUUAUGUGAGUCUACUUUCUAGUGUCACAUUAAUCCUUGAGUAAUCUAAUUCUUUUCUAUGUCUGCAGUUUCUAUUA
Molecule: messenger RNA, 1194 nt
Organism: Asparagus officinalis (garden asparagus)
Lineage: Eukaryota; Viridiplantae; Streptophyta; Magnoliopsida; Asparagales; Asparagaceae
Product: protein ELF4-LIKE 4-like
Exons: 2
Coding region: 738-1073 (111 amino acids)
Biological process (GO): entrainment of circadian clock; positive regulation of circadian rhythm
Source: RefSeq, a predicted model, not a curated record